This is a messenger RNA of Achroia grisella, 2492 nucleotides long. Its product is annotated as outer dynein arm-docking complex subunit 4-like. The coding region runs from base 91 to 1872 and encodes 593 amino acids. The record is from RefSeq and is a predicted model, not a curated record. The transcript has a single exon. NCBI's taxonomy places the organism in Eukaryota, Metazoa, Arthropoda, Insecta, Lepidoptera, Pyralidae. Gene Ontology annotation, molecular function: protein binding.
ACAAAUUUAUCAUUUCUAACAUUUAUCAAUUGUACAUUUAUUGUUAUAUAUACUUUGUUGUUACGAGUAUAUAAUAUACUACAUAUUGUAAUGGAAGAAAAACAGCUGUAUGGCGCGCUGACAGUAUAUCGUGAAAGAGGCGCAUAUUUGCGUCGUCUUGAACAAUUUGAAAAAGCAAAAGCCUCAUUUGAUGAAGCUUUCAAGAGUACUCCGGAUGAUGUACGAACACUAACAGGACGCAGUCAAGUAUGUGCUGAUGCUGUUCAACCGGUACAGGCGUAUGCGGACGCUGAAGUUGCCCUCAAACUUGCACCUGCCAAUAUGAUAGCACGCAACAUGCAAGCUCGGGCCAUGUAUACUAUGUCCGAUUUUGAAAGAUCCGUUGUUAUGAACUUCCGGGGCGUAAGAGAUCGUCGUCAACCACCUUAUUUCCAUGAAGGUAUUAAUCAAGGUGUCGAAACUAUACAAGAUUGUAUUGGAGUCAAUGCAGGUAACGUGAUGUUAGAUUUUUUACCUUUAAUUAAGGAAACAGAAGCAAUACGCACUGAUGAGAACGGACCACAAAAACUACUUCACGUGUCUCGAAUUCCACAACCAGAACGCAAACGUAAAUUAACACAAAUAGAGGCACGAAAGCAUUUAACUUUGGCCAGAGUACUCGCUAUGAAGUAUCUAGGACCAAUGGCGUAUGAUAAAUUUUUUCUUCAAGAGCUUACUGAAGAUCCUCGUAUAAAAUCAGCAAACUCAGGGGGCAGUCUUCAGUUGAAGACAGCUGUAAAGGAAGCUCUUCGUUCAUUGACUGAACGUCAGAAUAUGUUGCGUUCACAGCGACCAUAUUAUACAAUUAAACUAGCAGAAAAGGCUGAGUCUAAACACCAAAACAAGUAUAUGGAGGCAGUAUUAAUAAAAGAACGCGAGAUAGGAGCCCGCACUUCUGAACGUUUGUUGAAACAAAUUGAAAAGAGUUUUCGCGACAAUCGUAUAAUGGAUUUGAUGGCACAAGCGGAGCGCAUGCAAUUAUUUCUCGAUUCAAGAACCUCUCGAACACUUCCUGAUAAGGAAAUAUAUACAGAUCGUUUAUAUAGAGCAGUCGGAGAAGGAUAUUUGGCACAACAUCGUCUAUCCUAUACUCUUAGUGAGCGUGGUAAUCGUCGAAGGAUUGCGUUCCUUAUGGGCCUUCCUGUAGGUCGACCACAAUCAUUUGAUUCUGUAAUGGCGAACUAUCCAUAUAAGUUUAUAGAUAUUAAACAAGCAACAGAGAAAGUUAUUGCUAUACUUGAGAUGUGUGAAAAUGCUACAAUGAAAUGUUGGUUAAUGUAUGAGCUUGCUCGCCUUCUGUGUACUCAAAAAAAUUAUGCACUCGCGAAAUUUUAUGCAAAACGUUGCCAAAGAGAAGCUCAGGAACUGACGAAUGUCACAUGGUGGUUAAAUGGAUGUUUUGUGCUAAUGAGUGGCGAUAUGCAACAAGGUAACUCAAAUGAGGUACGCAUUCAAGUAGAAGAAGCUUAUGAAUGGUCAAAGAAACUACAGGACCCGGAACGCAUACAAGCAUUCUUAUGCAAAUGUGCGGAAAUGGCAGCAGAAGUUGUAUCUUCUGAUGAACGCAAGGCGAUAAUGCAAAGAGAAAAACAGAUAGUAGCCGUCAUGGAUGAAUCGCAAAAAGUGGAAACUCAAGUGUUAUUUAAGCGUAUGUCGACUGUUCCGACUGGUAGGCGGUUCUCGGUAUUACCACGCAAACAGAAACCUGGUGAAGAUCGGGCGGAACGUCAACGCCGACGUCAACGCGGGUUGUCAGUCAUCCCUGGGCAAGAACAGUCUUUGCCCGCACCACCUCAAUCUGCUACUCUUGGUUUUCAACUGUUCGAUAUAUAAAUAUUACGUUAUUUAUUUACAAAAUAUCAACAGAAAUAUUUGUAGAAUAUGAAUAUUUGUACAAGUAAAUAUUUUUCACCUUCUUUGAAUAAUACAUACGCUCAUUAUUAUGUGUUAUUAUUCUCACACUAUUUUAGUCUAGAUAUACUGAUUUCAUUCUCAAUAUAUAAUAUAUACAAAGUUCUAAAAAAAUUUAAUCUGGUAUUAAGAUGCAAAUCAUAUUGAUCAGUAAGCGAAAUGCUGUAGACAUUUACAGAUUGAUUUCGGAUAAGGAAAUCAAAACGUGUAUAAUGAAAUUUAGGUUUAUAAUGUAUCUUCUAAUAAUCUAUAUUAAAUAGUAUCAAGUCCCAGAAGAAAAAUUAAAUAUGUAUAAAAAAAUUAAAGUUCAAAUGUACCCAUUAUUAUUAUUCUUAAUUUCACAAUUAUGUAAUUUAGUGUAUAUUUAAUCAACAUUAUUAGAAAUAAAAUAAACUACAUAUUUGAUGUUUCAAUAUACUUGAAUAUACAGAUAGAUACUUAGGUUGACACAACCUGGACUAUAUAAUUUUAUCUACAUCUUGAAGCAAGAAUGAGUCAUUUUAGAUUAUUACGACUAAUGUAUCGUACACACAUUAUAUAUA